AUGCGAGGAGGCCCAUCAGAUGACGAAGGACUGCGCGGCGGUGUAGUGGAUUAUGAAGCCCUCCAGUUGUUUCUAGAGAGAAGUCGCGAAAACGCGGCGCGAAGUCACGAGAAGCGUCUGGCACUCUUGGAGUCUCAAUACGCCGCUCGUCUGCAGUCGUGCUCGAGGACGUCAGGCAGGUCGGCAUGGCGGCGAAGGGAGGCGCCCACCGCCACAGCAACGGACACGCAACCGAGUACACACAUCAGCCGCAGCCCCUCUCUUGCUGCAGUGGCUGCAGGCGUGAUUGAGAUUGAAGUGGACGAGAGCGACGGAGACGAGCCAGCUGAGGGAGUCGGCCCAUUUCCUCUUCACAGCAAGGGAAUUCCGCCAAUGUCAUCUACUACCUCCUCGUUCACACCGCAGAGCCACUGCGAGUCUCAGGGCAUCUCACCGGAGGUGUGCACGCCAUUUUCGCCGCCAGUGGAGCAGCCGAGUCUCCCCGUUGUGUGUGCGGAGGAGGUGCACACUGUGGCAAGCGCCAGUAGCGAUAGUGUGUGGGCUGGGCCGGCAAGUAAUGCCUACAGCCCCUUGUGCCGUGGACCACACGAGGAGAACGCCGCGACGGCGCAGCAUGUUCUUGACGAAUAUAACGAGCAGCAAGAUGUGACGCGAUGUCUGAUGCAAUUCUUCGUCAACCACCUCGACGCGGAGGUUUCGCGGGGAACACGUGAAGAUGCACCACUGUUGCCCUCACCACAUGCCAGCCGUCCGCUGGAGCCCGAACUGCAGGAGUUUCUCGCAUGGGAGGCGGCGAAGGCUGACAGGCGUCGUGAGUGUUUGCGGGCGGCACCAACAAGCACCUCCUGCGUGGCAAAGGCGUACGCCGCGGCGCAGCCCGAGGUGUGUUGGUCUUCACUAUUUGAACGCUCCGACAACACAACUGCAAUGCCUCUCACUCCAGCUUCACCGCCUGUGCGUUUUAUUGAGUGGAUUGCAUCCGAGGUGGACUGCUACGAGGAUCUGCUGCUGCAGCUGACGCCCGCCAGCGAGGAGGCGGGGCGGUGGGUGGUUGAUGCCGCGUGUGGCACGGUGCUGGACAACUACAUCGCGGAGUUUAUAGUGGACUGCAUCCUACAGAACCACAGCUGA
Molecule: messenger RNA, 1131 nt
Organism: Trypanosoma grayi
Lineage: Eukaryota; Euglenozoa; Kinetoplastea; Trypanosomatida; Trypanosomatidae
Exons: 1
Coding region: 1-1131 (376 amino acids)
Source: RefSeq, a predicted model, not a curated record